AUGACGAUGGCGACGGUGCGGCGCCGUGCGGUGUGGGCCCUGGCGGUCCUUGCGCUGCUGUGCGGCAGCUGCUGCCUCGUGUGCGGGGCGGCGACGGCGGCGGCUGAGCAGCCUUCAGUGGGGUGCAAUGUGAAGUUGCCGGUGGAGGUUGCUUGUGGGCGGGUGAGUGGAAAUAAUUUGAAACUUCGAGUGCGUGGCGGUGUUGCGUGGGUUGUGUGCGCGUUGGACGAUGAAGAUCGUGCUGCGUUGCGCAACACAAGUCACGUUCUUGCUGCGUGGAAGGAGGCGGGGCAUGCCGUUGUUGGCUCCGAGGCGAAAUUGUGUGGCGCCACUGGGGACCACAAUGAAACUGUUUGCAUCGUGGCCGAGUUUAUCUACGCAUCGCACAGCUGCGCUACCAGCUGCGAAGGAAAAGCAGAGGAGACCGUUGCCUUCACGAUGAACCUUGCCGACGACGAAGGCAGUGAUCUGCACAAGAGACUGCGGGAAGCAACUGGAGCUGCGGGAGCUGAGACGCCAAAUGGAGAGAGCCGCAGUGUUUCGGGCGAGACGGGCGUCUGUCCGCUAACAACACCCCACGAGGGGGCCAAUGGCAGGGACGGUGCUCCUGCAGCCGGCACAGGCAGCGCCGCAUCUGCCACUGCCACUGUCGCUGGGAAACACGCCUCCAACAAGACGGACAGCAGUUACACCACCACGACGUUUUUGCCUACACCUCUGCUGCUGCCGCUGCUUGUGGCUGCCGUUGCCUGCGCUGCUGGGCGGUGGUGA
Messenger RNA from Trypanosoma rangeli, 771 nucleotides. RefSeq names its product mucin-like glycoprotein. Lineage: Eukaryota; Euglenozoa; Kinetoplastea; Trypanosomatida; Trypanosomatidae. The record is from RefSeq and is a predicted model, not a curated record. The transcript has a single exon. The coding region runs from base 1 to 771 and encodes 256 amino acids.